Messenger RNA from Tremella mesenterica DSM 1558, 1608 nucleotides. RefSeq lists its product as uncharacterized. The transcript has 7 exons. Gene Ontology annotation, molecular function: transmembrane transporter activity. The annotation marks the transcript as partial. NCBI's taxonomy places the organism in Eukaryota, Fungi, Basidiomycota, Tremellomycetes, Tremellales, Tremellaceae. Gene Ontology annotation, biological process: transmembrane transport. The record is from RefSeq and is a predicted model, not a curated record.
AAAGCGCCACCUGCCGGUGUAUCAGGUUUCCAAGCACCUCUUGAACUUCCAAGAUGGAGAUUCUGGCUUGUUAUCCUUUCCCUCAUGCUCUCCGUCUUUCUUUUCGCUCUCGAUCAACUCAUUCUCGCCACCGCUAUUCCUAAAAUCACGGUCGCCUUCCAAUCCCUUACCGAAUUACCAUGGCUCACCAAUAGUUUCUUCAUGACUCUCUUAUCUUUCAAUCUGCUCUACACUCAAUGGUCACAACUAUUUCCCUCGAAACAUGUCAUGAUGUUCGCCGUUUUCAUAUUCGAAGUAGGAUCUUUGAUUUGCGCCUUAGCACCAGGAAUGACCGUCCUAAUCCUAGGUCGUGCAAUCACGGGUGUGGGUGCAGCAGGGAUCUUCGGUAUUGGAAUGGUCAUCAUUGCAGAGAUCACUCCGCUACACAAUCGAGCUCAAACUUUGGGUUUUUUGGGGGUCGUAUUCGCUAUCGCUUCCGUUAUCGGACCAUUGAUCGGUGGUGCUUUCGCUGAUCAUGUUUCAUGGCGAUGGUGUUUCUAUAUCAAUCUUCCCUUCGGUGGUUUGGCUUUCGCAAUGCUAUUCUUUUUGUUACCCACGACCGCUCCUCUAGGACGUAAAGCGACAUACAAGGGUUACAACAAAGAUAUGAUCAUGGCUGUCGUCAGAUGCGAUUGGGGGGCAAUGGUCAUCGCUAUGGCAUGGUCAGUCUGUAUCAUUCUAGCACUUCAAUGGGGUGGUGUCACCAAGAAAUGGAACGAUGGAAGUGUCAUCGCUACCUUGGUCAUGAGUGUUGUUCUCAUUCCAAUCUUCAUUGGGUAUGAAUGGUGGAUGGGUGAGGCCGCCAUGUUCAAACUUAGAUUGUUAAAGCGUCGGACCAUAGUUGGAGUCUCAUUAGUUCUUUUCUUCCUAUUCGCAAUCUUCAUGCUCGAGGUUUACUACCUUUCCGAAGCUUUCCAAGCCGUAUACAAUAAUUCCGCAACUGCUGCAGGUGUCAAACUCCUUCCACUCAUCCUUCUUCAAGUUUUCACUCUCAUCGCCUCUUCCAGAGUCAUCGGUCGGAUCGGUAGAUUCAAGUAUGUCAUCUUGGCCGGUCCAUGUUUCCUCGCCAUCGGUAGUGGAUGUUUGUACAGUGUGAAGUAUGGAACUCCUCAAAGUCACAUAUACGGUUUCCAAGUCUUGCUCGGGAUAGGAUUGGGGGUGGCUAUGCAGAACUCCAUGUUGGCUGUUCAGUUUGAGGUGAAGAAGGAACCUUGGUUGGUUUCUGCUGCUACUGGUGCUGUCAUCUUCUUGGGUUUCAUGGGUCGUAUUAUUGGUAUCAGUCUCGCUACCAGUGUAUUCCAAAAUAUGCUCCCUCGUAACUUGCACAAGUACGCACCCGGCCUCAGUCCAGAGUUGGUUUUAUCCGUCGUCAAUGAUGCUAGAGCAGUAUGGACCGUGAUACCCGAGGCAAUGAGAGAACCAACCCUCAUGGCAUACACUGAAACACUUCGAGACGUAUACAUAAUCGGAGUACCAUGUGCCAUCCUCGGUUUCUUUGGUGGAUUCUUGAUCAGGAACUCUAGGAUGCAAACGAAAGAAGAAGAAGAAGCAGCUAUCAGAGAAGCCAAA